AUGAGCAACCCCGCCGAGGGCGAUGAUCUUACUGAGGAGCUACUGGGGGGCCUGAUGUCUCGCGAGGACACACAACUUCCCCCUGACGACGACCCGACUGCAGACCGAUUGGAACAGCAGCUUGCAGGCUUCAUUGCCUACGGCGGCAGCGCAGGUGAUUGGCAUGCCAUGAACUCAGGUUUCAUUCUUGCAAGGCAUUCCCGUCAGGCGAUGCCGUGGGAAAGAGUGACGAGGCCCCGCUUGGGGCCCGGCUUCAUGUUCCAGGAGCCGUUGCUAGGUCGUUUCGACGGUCUUAGGAGGGCGGCGAUCCCCGCCCCUGCAGCAGGGCCGUGGGCAUGGGUGCCCAAAGGAACUUACGAGGCCAGGCGACUUCUCGCAGCCAGGUUUGCCAAAAGCGAUGACAUGCUUAGGCUUACCGCACUAAAGAAAAUUCGGCUCAUCGUGCUUUUCUUCCCGGAUGAUUCGGAGCUUGGAAGGAACCUCGUGGGUUCUGCAGGCUCCCUGGUGGAGGAAUCCAUGCUGACCUCGACCAUCGAGGACACUUUUUCAGGCAGAGCCGCCAGCACCCUUCUGAAGCGUGCCUCAGAUUUCUCAAGGUUUGCCAAGUGGAUCGUAGCUAACAAAGGGCGCCCGCUGGCGCCGUCCGAAGGCGAGUUGUAUGCUUACAUGCUUCACUUGCGACGGGAGAAAGCCGGAGCCACAGCCGGUGAGUCUUUUCUCAAGGCCUACAAGUUCUUUGUGCACUUGACCGGGGCAGAGACAGGCUCCAGGAUUUCCCCUCGUGUGCAGGGAGCAGCCAAGGCGAUGUCCCUGGCCAAACGGCCGCUCUGGCAAGCACCUCCCCUUCCGGUGGAGGCAGUGCGGCUCCUGGAAGAAUUGGUUCACGAGUCCGAGGAUUAUGCCUGGGCCAGCAUAGCAGGGUUCAUUCUUUUCUGCCUCUACUCCUCGGCUCGAUGGUCGGAUGCGGCUCGAGGGACUCACUUGAGCAUUGACGUGGCAGGUAACGGGCUUGUCCUUCUUGAGUGUUCGACAAAACAUUACAAGACGAAGGCCAAGGACCGAAAGGAUACCGUGCUGCCUUUGAUUGCACUGGGCAGUGGCUUAACUCAGCCCUCGUGGGGACGUGUCUGGAUGCGCAAGAGGGCCCUGGCAGGGCUACCUGACUGUGCCGUAAUCAUGCCGGCCAUGUCGCCGGGAGGGAACUUUCUAGGAAGGGCCAUGACGGCUGCGGAGGGUUCCUUGUGGCUUCGUGAGUUUUUGCACUUGCAGGGUUUCGCGGGGGAUCUUGAACAGUACAGCUCGCACAGCCUGAAAGCAACCGCCUUGUCCUGGACGGCCAAGAGCGGGACCAUGACCUACGAGGAGCGCCUUACCCAGGGGCAUCAUUGCAGUCCAAAGCACGGCAUGGCUCUCCUGUACUCGAGAGAUGCGCUUGCAGAAAUCAUAGUGAAGGUAGCCAAGGUCGUGAGUGCUGUGAGCAGGGGAGUGCUUAGUCCCGACCUCCCGCGAGCCGACAGGGUCGCAAGAGCUCUGCAUGGCGAUCCAGCAGAUUUUGCACAUCUUCCUGAGACGACGGCUGAGGAUUUGCCGGCCGAAGAGCCUCAAGAUGAGAACAACUCCGAGGCUGGGUCUGACAUAACAAACCUAGACGGUCUCGAAGUGGACCUGGGGGCACCGGCCCCGGAGGAGGUCCGUCCUCGGCUAAGCUGCACGUUCUCGGGAGAGACCUACAUGCACGUCUUGAGUGGAGUGGUGCAUAAGAGAAUGUCUGCCAGCAGUGCGCAGCUUGAAGAAAAGAGGAUGUGCUCAGUUGAUCGUUUGCUGAUUUGCGACGUCGUGCCUAUGCCAUUUGAGAUGAAGGUGCUCGGGCCGAUUGAGAUCAGUUGGAGUGUUUCUUGCUUCGGAGCACAAAACCGGACUGAGAAGUGUCCGCAGUCUUUUGGCUGGGAGUUGCCAAACUGGGGCGAGUCUCCCGCGCGGCCUGGUGAGCACCCAGGUCUCAUGGCCGGACUUGAAUCGGUGCCCGCCUUCACCGACCGAGCAAAGCAGAUCGGCAUCAGCGAGGAUCUUCUGAACAAGCUCCUUGCUAAGAGCUUGGACACCUUCGGCAAGCUAGCUUUCGUGUGCUCGAGCAAACCUUCCAGCGGGGAUGACACUCCUCUCUUCGAAGCCCUGAAGACUCUGAUUGGGAGUGAGGUUCCAGUGGAACAACAUAUGGUGAUCAGGCGAUUGUGGUACGAGAGCCACGCCCACGCCCUGGUUGACUUGGAAUCGAGGGCUUCGAGAACAAGUGAUACGAGCCCCCGCGAGCUUCCGUUGGCAGAACGCCUAACACGCUUGAAACGCCAAAGGGGCGAGCUUAAAGGCCUCGAGAUGGAUAUCCACACAGAACCUGGACACGGCCUUGUGGACCGCGUCCAGGCCAUGCUCGAUUCUGCACAAGUGCUGCACAUCGCGCCGGAAAAGUGCAUUUCCCGCCAUGACGAGAUCCUGGGUGAGAAGACGGAGCAAAAGCUCUCUUUGGGAGCCGACGGGAACAUCAAGAUCACGAAGCAAGCCUCGAGUCUCCGGUGCGAGACUACCGGCGAGCUCAAGCUUCGCCGGUGCUUCCUGCGCCGGGCCUUAGCGUUCGAUCAAGUAGGGCUCGCCUCCUUCACUGCAAUGGAGUCUUGGCACAACCGCAUGUUCCAGGCUCUGCUUGAUGUGCCUCCGGCGGGUUAUCGCUACACUACCGUUCAGCAGCUGCUCGCAGCUGACCAGAAGCUUUGGCAGGUGGUGGCCCAGGAGAGCCGAGGUGACAUCGUCGUCGGAGUCGGAGCCCCGGCUCCUCUUGAUAAGCACAUAGCCGCUGCUGCAACCAAUCAGUUUGUGGUAUCCUGCCUGACACACCUUCCUAAGCCUGCCGAGAACCAGGCCCAACCGUGGAAGCCGAAUAAGGGACCCGACAAGGGCAAUCAGAAGGGAGAGAAGGGUACCAAGGGCAAAGGCCGCGGCAAAGGGAAGCAGAAUCACAGCCAAGGCCAGGCUGAUGCAUCCUCGCAACCGUCCCUGAAGGAGCUGCUGGAGUCGUUACCCGAGGGCUGCGUGCGGGCCAACGAUGAUGGCCGUUUCAUCUGCCCAUUUUACAACAAGGGGAUCUGUCGCUUCCAGAAACGCAAGUCGUGCCGCUUCGGAAAGCAUGUGUGCAACUUCAGGGGGUGCGGGGCCGAAAGGCCCUACAGUGAGUGCAAGCAUUGA
Messenger RNA from Symbiodinium sp. CCMP2592, 3237 nucleotides. NCBI's taxonomy places the organism in Eukaryota, Dinophyceae, Suessiales, Symbiodiniaceae. The record is from the annotation of a GenBank genome assembly.